Aspergillus ochraceoroseus IBT 24754 is the source of this 1605-nucleotide messenger RNA. Its product is annotated as putative amino acid transporter (Mtr). The transcript is spliced from 5 exons. The record is from RefSeq and is a predicted model, not a curated record. Lineage: Eukaryota; Fungi; Ascomycota; Eurotiomycetes; Eurotiales; Aspergillaceae. Gene Ontology annotation, biological process: amino acid transmembrane transport. The coding region runs from base 51 to 1457 and encodes 468 amino acids. Gene Ontology annotation, cellular component: vacuolar membrane. Gene Ontology annotation, molecular function: amino acid transmembrane transporter activity.
UUUUUUGGUUUCUUUUUUUUUUUUGAAAAAUUUCCCGACGCUAUUACAUAAUGUCAAAAUCAAAGGCUGGACUGGACCCUGAGGGCAUUGCACCCACGCAGGAUGUCGACGACCAGGUCAUUGCAGAGAAAGUUAUUGAACACGAUGCCGUCUUUGGUCAAAUUACAGAGGAUGGCCCUAACUUCCGAGAUGUCGGCUGGAUAGGAACAACAGCCCUCAUGAUGAAGACCCAGAUCGGUCUGGGUGUUCUCUCGAUGCCUGCAAUCUUCAACGUCCUGGGUAUAAUCCCUGGAGUCAUCUUGAUUCUAGUAAUUGCCGCUAUUACGACCUGGGCUGACUGGAUGGUUGGGGUUUUCAAACUACGCCAUACCCAUGUAUACGGGGUUGAUGAUGUUGGUUACAUGCUCUUUGGUCGGAUGGGAUAUGAGCUUUUUGGCGCUUCUUUCUGUCUUUUGUACGUAUUUGUGUCGGGAUCGGCGAUUCUUAGUAUAUCGAUUGCGUUGAAUGCGCUUUCCACCCACGCAGUCUGUACGGCUGUCUUUGUCGCGGUAUCGGCAAUUGCUGGCUUUAUGUUCUCCAGUAUCCAAACACUUGGACGCAUCAGUUGGCUGGCUUGGAUUGGGGCCUUUUGUAUUAUUGUCUCUGUUUUUGUAGUCACAAUAGGAGUAGGCGUCCAGGGCCACGCCCCCAUGACGGCUGAGGGCAUUAUUCCGGUAUCCGAUUACAAACUCUUCAACAAUCCCACCUUCGCAGAGGCAAUCUCAGCAGUAUCUACCCUUGUCUUUACGUACUCUGGCGCGCCCGCCUUCUUCAGUAUCGUCGCCGAAAUGAGAGAUCCGCGGCUUUACACAAGAGCGCUUUAUAUUUGCCAAAGCACGGUGACGACCAUCUACAUUGUCAUUGGAGUGGUGGUAUACUAUUACUGCGGGUCGUAUGUUAGUUCCCCUGCCCUAGGCUCAGCUGGUCCCAAAAUCAAGAAGGCAGCCUACGGUAUAGCCCUGCCAGGACUCCUCGUCUCGGCAGUUCUCUUUCUUCAUCUUUCUGCCAAACAUAUCUUCAUCCGCAUCUUGCGAGGCUCCAACCACCUCACCACCCGAACCCCCAUCCACUGGGUUACCUGGUUUGGAUCCACGUUCACAGUCACCAUCUGCGCAUAUGUCAUCGCAAGCGGAAUCCCGGUCUUCAGCACCCUCGUUGCCUUGAUCGGCGCUCUGCUCGGCACACUGCUAACCUUCCAGUCGACGGGCUGCAUGUGGCUCUACGAUAACUGGAAAGUAAGCAAGGAAGAACGCACCUGGAAAUGGAAACUUGGGGUUGCUUGGAGUAUCUUCGUCGUUGUCUCUGGCAUGUUCCUGAUGGUUGCCGGGACGUACGGCGCGAUCGUCGAUAUUUUGAACUCCUACCGAACAUCCGGAGGAUCGGCCGCGUGGUCGUGUGCGGACAACUCUAAUUCAUAAUUGUUUCCGUCUCUUUUUUGAUGCGAUUAGCUUGUCAUGUCAUGUGGGCAGUUUGGUUGGGGCGGGUUUGAAACGGGCAGACCCGUUGCUCUGCAAGAAAUAUCUAGUAUCAGUUUGCAAACAUCCACACAAUAAAUGACAUUUUCAC